This is a messenger RNA of Parasteatoda tepidariorum (common house spider), 285 nucleotides long. The record is from RefSeq and is a predicted model, not a curated record. Lineage: Eukaryota; Metazoa; Arthropoda; Arachnida; Araneae; Theridiidae.
CAUCGACCAAGAAAAAUAAAAAAAAUAAUGUAUGAUGCUACUGAAAAUGAUGAUUUUGAUAGAGAAGAAAUUGCUACUUAUGAAGAAGUGGCUCGAUUAAACCCUAGGCCAGGUUUACACCGUCCCAUAAUUUUAAUAGGUCCACCUGGAGUAGGAAGAAAUGAACUCAAGAGAAGAUUAAUUGCGUCUGAUCCUGAUCAUUUUAGACAAACUAUACCGCGUAAGAAAGCUUGUCUUACUAUUUUACUUAGAUUAUGAUUUUUGAAAAUAAAAAAAAUCUUUAGG